Chenopodium quinoa (quinoa) is the source of this 1376-nucleotide messenger RNA. RefSeq names its product very-long-chain 3-oxoacyl-CoA reductase 1-like. Gene Ontology annotation, molecular function: ketoreductase activity. The transcript has 3 exons. Gene Ontology annotation, cellular component: endoplasmic reticulum. The record is from RefSeq and is a predicted model, not a curated record. Lineage: Eukaryota; Viridiplantae; Streptophyta; Magnoliopsida; Caryophyllales; Amaranthaceae. The coding region runs from base 99 to 1055 and encodes 318 amino acids.
UAUAUUGCGAUAGCGAGUAGUAUAAAUAUUUAUCGUACUUAUAGUCUUAUGUAUUGCGAGCAUCCACAAAACAUUAUUGGAUCUUUCUUUUGAAUAAAAUGGCAGCAUCUGAAUUAACCACAAAUUAUCAAGAUAACCUUGUGUUAGUCUCAUUCUUAAUAGGAUUCCUAGUUUUCUUCACCCAAAUCUUCAAAUUUUUCAAAUGGGUUUGGUCCAUGUUCUUAAGACCCCCCAAAAAAUUAACCAACUAUGGUUCAUGGGCUCUAAUCACUGGCUCAACUGAUGGAAUUGGUAAAUCUCUCUCCUUUGACCUAGCCUCCAAAGGCCUUGACUUGAUCUUAAUUGGUAGAAACCCCCAGAAACUCCAAACUACAUCUAAUGAGAUUUGGGCAAAGUUUAAAACCAAGAUUAAGAUUAUACUCAUUGACUUUGAGAAGACUAGUGGAGAAGAGAUUAAGAAGAAGAUUAAGGAAGAAAUUGAAGGAUUAGAAGUUGGGAUUUUGGUUAAUAAUGUUGGAUCAUCUACUAAUGGUGCAAGAUUUUAUCAUGAGAUUGGUUUGGAAGGAAUGGGUAGUUUGGUAAAUGUGAAUAUUGGGAGUGUAAAUUGGGUUACUAGUGCUGUUCUUCCUGGUAUGUUACAAAGAAGAAAAGGUGCUAUUGUUAAUAUUGGAAGUGGCUCUUCUCUUGUUGUCCCUUCUUACCCUCUUUUUUCCAUCUAUGCUUCUACUAAAGCAUAUGUUGCUAUGUUCUCGAGAAGCUUGAGUUUGGAAUACAAGCAGUUAGGAAUUGAUGUUCAGUGUCAGAUACCAUUACUUGUAGCAACAAAGUUGGCAUCCAUAAAGAGAUCGUCCUUUUUUGUCCCUUCACCGGAGCAGUACAGCAAAGCGAGUGUAAGAUGGAUAGGGUAUGACUCCCUUUGUGUUCCUUACUGGACUCAUGCUUUGCAGUGGUAUUUGUUCAACGCGAUGCCUGACUCCUUGGUGAAUUGGUUGCUUCUUCGAUAUUUUCUUAACUUGCGUAAGAAAAUUCUUCGAAAGGAGAACAAGCUAGCCUAGUUUCCAUGUACCAUAAUCAGCCUUUGCCUAAGAAAUCAAGAUUGAGAUCGUACUAAGCUCAUUAAUGUCACGAUUAUCCUUGGCAGUGCAUUUACGUUUGUGUUAUGUUGGACCGUUGAUUGUUGUACGUUUUACUAGUCUUAUAUGGAGAUUAUUAAGCGUUUAGUAUAAGGAUAUCGGUAUUUGUAAGCUAUUUUCUGAGAACAUCUCCAAAAUAGCAUGAUUCUAGAUUUCUAGUCCAAGGAAAAAAUGUAAAUGAAUGAUGACAAUGAUCCCAUAUGAAACACUUUUGACCUCAAAAGUUAAUCAUGUUGUGCUCUA